Messenger RNA from Dracunculus medinensis (Guinea worm), 1032 nucleotides. The record is from the annotation of a GenBank genome assembly. NCBI's taxonomy places the organism in Eukaryota, Metazoa, Nematoda, Chromadorea, Rhabditida, Dracunculidae.
AUGAAACUCGUUUCUGCUUCGCAAGGUUUCAGCAUCCGUUCUGCAGGUGUAUCAACGCUACAGUGUUAUUACUCAGAUUUCAUUCCUGUAGUUCCUCGUUAUACUUCGCUUGAAAUGCCUUAUGGAAUUAUUUUAUUGCUUUUUUUGUACUGUAAUUCGGGCAUUUUCACUCACAUCACUUUAUUUGAUGGUCAACCAAAAUUGGAAUGCUUAUCUGAUGGAUUUCGAUUGAAUUUUUUUCCGCUUAACCCAUUUCAUGGACACAUUUAUGUAAAAGGUUUCUUCAUGCAUCGGUAUUGCCACUUUGAAUUUCUAAAAAAUCCUAUUCAAAGGCCUUUCUUCCUGCAUAUUCCAUAUGACAGCAAUUGUUCCAUAUAUAAACGAAUAUCCGUAAGCCAUUUUAGAACUCCACCUGGUAUAUCUUAUAGUGUCAUCGUUAUUGUUCAGCAUCAUCCUAUUUUUAUCACGAAACCCGACAAAGCGUAUUGUGUUACUUGCUUGCUUAUAGAAAAAGUCAGUUCUCUUCAGCAAAGUAUUAAAAUAAGCGAUAUAUCACUGAAUCAAGUUACAAAUACUCAAGAAGUAAAUAUGUGUCAUUACAACAUUCUUAACGGGACACUUAAUGGCGAACCGAUAACUCAUGCAAAUGUUGGCGAUCAGUUGAUCCACAAAUGGAGAUGCAAUUACGGUUCGAUUAGUCUUUCUCGAGUCUUUUAUAAUUUUUGCAGUGGGAAAUCUCUCAAAUUGGCAGAAAUUUGUGGUACUUUUCAUGAUUUUUGCUCAAUACUUCAACAAUAUGAUGAAAAUCAAAAUAUUUUAUUUAUGAAAAAUAUUUUAAGAUGUUCAACAGAUUUGUCAUUAAUUAAGCCACUGAAUUAUUCGAAAAAUCUAAAUUUUGCUUGGUCACCGAUUGCCGCUUUCAAAUUUUCUGAUCAAAUUGUUCAAUUUUUCACUUGUCAAAUUACUUUAUGCACACUUAAGGAAAAUGGUUGCGAAGGAAUUACGGUUAACUUUUUACAUUUUAUUCAAUAG